Molecule: messenger RNA, 2509 nt
Organism: Aspergillus heteromorphus CBS 117.55
Lineage: Eukaryota; Fungi; Ascomycota; Eurotiomycetes; Eurotiales; Aspergillaceae
Product: LMBR1 domain-containing protein
Exons: 2
Coding region: 286-2358 (690 amino acids)
Cellular component (GO): membrane
Source: RefSeq, a predicted model, not a curated record
GAGAUGAUCCAUAAAACAGACCUCGUUUCCAUCGUCAGCCCGCCCUCAAAUCGCCUCUGGCACCCGGUCCCUUUUUUGCGUCCCUUCCGAUCUGGACCUUUCUCCCUUGUACUCCCUCAAAGCUCUACAUCUCGAUCCCUGGAUCAAUAGUCCCUCUUUUAGCUUACCUACGAUGGUGGUUGUUGAUUGAUUGAUUGAUUGAUUGAUUGAUUGCCCCCGAUCGCCCAAGACCCUGUCUGCCUGCCUGUCUUUCCCCGUACUUUCCUCGUCCUCCGCCGCCGCAGGAUGUCUAUCGACCCCCCCAUAAUCGCGAUGCUUUCCACAUCGCCCAUUCCCGUCGGGUCUAGCAUCUUCUUUGCGUCGGCCCUUCUCACGAUCUCCGUCCUUGUUCUGCUGCUUUUGCGACGCUUCCUGACCCUGCGCGCCACCCCGGCUUAUCUUGCCAUUCCCGUCUUCCUCGCGCUCGCGCUUCCGGCCAGUGUAGUCCUCUUGGUACCCAUUGACCUCGCAUCGAGCUCGCGGGAGGGGGCUGGACCCACGGCUAUCUGGUUGCCCGACCGUCUGAUUCUGGUUUCCUGGCGCAUUGCCUACUGGCUAAUCUUUGUGCUAACAUGGGCCAUCCUUCCUCUGCUUGGAGAAUACAUCGACUCGGGUUACCGUGACCCCAAAGGUCGCAUCCAUUAUUCCAUUCGUUCGAACGCGCGUUAUCAGCUCAUUGUCUUGUGCUGUGCGACGGUCGGACUUAUCUACAUCUCGAUCCAAAAUGGCUUCGAGUUCACCUCCAUCAAGACACUUGUCAUGGCCCUUGCAUAUGUCUGGGGUCUUGUUCUGGCUAUCUACCUGAUGGGCCAUGGUCUCGUGUCGAUUCCCCGCACCCUGUUCCGGAACGCCAACGUCAGUGGUCGGCUGCGGAGGAUCCAAGCUCAUGCGCCGAGGCUGCAUGACCGCUUGAUGGACGCGAUCAACGAUCUUGAAAGCUUAGAGUCGCAGGUGACCCAACUCCAGCGACGCAAGACGGGCACAGCUCUCGACUUUCAGGAAUGGAUUGAAGAGUUGGCGGAGACGGCGAGCCCCUCGCCGGAGCUGCGCUCAGGUCUGCUGGAACAAUCGGAUGGUCCCGGCACGAUCCCUGCUGUCAUCACUGAGCGCUAUCUUGCGGAUCUGACCAGGCGCCUUCAGCGCGCUCGACACCAGAAGGCCCGUUUCGUUGACGAAUGGGACCGCUUGGUCCUAUCCGCGGACGACAUCCAGGCGAUCAUUAAUUCGUCGGCGUCUCAGAAGCUUGAGUUCAACCAUUCGACCCAUCGGUCAAGUUUCCUGUCGAGCCUGAAGCUUUUGAACCCCUAUAUGCGAUACCACCUUUACGUGCACGUUAUCCCGAAUGUGCGGCUCGGCUUGGGGGCGCUUUUCUCGGCGGCGUCCGUCUGCAUUGUCUGGUCGGAGUUGGUCAAAUCGCUGGCGCCUCGGCUGUCUGUGGUGACCCUUUCCAUAGUGUCCUACCACAAGGCUCCGGCCCAGGUCGAGUUUGGGCGGCAACUAAUCGCCUCUGCUUGGUUGCUGUACAUGUGUUCCGCGGCUUUGGUGGGCGUCAACGAUGCCAAAGUGUGGGGCAACCGAGCCCUGGUCCGUCGGAACACGUACGGGGAGAGCGCGUGCUGGUACGCGGGGCUAGUGGCCAAGCUGACCGUGCCUAUUGCAUACAACUUCCUGACGUUUUUGCCCGAGAGUGUCCGACAGAACACCACCUUCUACAAGUUUCUGGGCCGGUUCAUCGACCUCACCCCCUUAGGAAAGGGCUUCGACUACUUCUUCCCGGUCUUCAUUCUGGUGCCCAUCGGCGCCACCCUUUUCAACCUCUACGGCCGGGUGCAGAACAUCUGCAGCUGGGGUCUCAUCGAAGACGAUGAAGAUGAUCUAGAAAACAACCCCGGGGGCUACGGGCUGGGCGGAUGGCGAGAGGGACGGGACCUGAUCGAGCGCGAACUGAACGGUCUCGGUGGUCUGGGGCUGUCCACUCGCAGCGGUCACCGGUCGCCUCGCCCGGCCAGCCGCAUUGAUGAGGAGAGCCCUGCGUUUUCUUCCUCGCGGACUGCGCUGCUUGAGAACUCCAGGGCUCCUCGGGCUCCCAGGGGAGCGGCCGCCACGAUCACCCCGAUGGAGGACGAAGACGAGGAGAACUUCUUCCAGUCUUUUGCCCACCGAGUAAAGAACACGUUCGAAACCGCGGGCAAGCCCCAAUGGCUGCAGGGAGACUCCUUCCGUCUGCCCCGAUGGAUGAGCAACGAAAACAGCGAGAGCAACGACGGCCUCGCGAGGUGGUUUGGAGGCCGACCUGCGCCUGGCGGGGUCCGACUGUGAGGCCCCUGGUCAGUAGUGUAACCUGUACUUGCUGCAUGGCGAAGGCGUUGCUGGUAGACGGUCUUCCUUGGUAGUAUUAAUAUAAAUGUACAUAGUAGCUACCUAGUGAUUGUUUUUCUUUUUUUUUUUUUUACCAGCCGUUUCAUUCGGG